Molecule: messenger RNA, 6507 nt
Organism: Dromiciops gliroides (monito del monte)
Lineage: Eukaryota; Metazoa; Chordata; Mammalia; Microbiotheria; Microbiotheriidae
Gene: TBC1D2
Product: TBC1 domain family member 2
Source: RefSeq, a predicted model, not a curated record
AUGAAGCUUGGCUCACCUGGCGGUUUGGGGGUUGCCCGAGCGGCGGCCGCGCCCCCUUUUGCACUAAACCCGGAGAUGGAGGAGGAAUCCUCGGAGGAGCCCGGGCCUCCGGCUCCCGACGAGGCUCCCCCAGAUCCUAAUAGCGGAGAUGACCCCAUCCCCGCGUCGGAGAAAGGUGCGACGUUCCCGGAGGACUCAGAGGCUCCGCUGCCCAAGCCCGGAAAAGAAGCAAAGGACGGGGCCGCCAAGAAGCUCUGCGGGUAUUUGCUUAAAUUCGGUGGCAAAGGGCCUAUCAAGGGCUGGAAAUCCCGCUGGUUCUUCUAUGAGGAGAGAAAGUGCCACUUGUUUUACUCCAGGACGGCUCUGGAUGCUAAUCCCCUGGGGAGUAUCGACCUUUCCACUGCUACCUUUGAUUGCAAAGUGGAAGCCGAGGAGGGGAUUUUUGAGAUCAAAACUCCAAGUCGAGUUAUUACCCUGAAGGCUGUCAACAAACAAACCAUGAUGUACUGGUUGCAGCAGCUUCAGUUGAAGCGUUGGGAGUAUAACAACAGUCAGCCUGGAAUCCUGGUCUCAGGGGACACUGAUGAAGCUUUGCCUGGAAAUGUCUCUCCUCUGCACAUCACACUAGAUGAUACAGAAACUGAUGAAUUUUUCUGCCCUGUGAAAACACCAACUGGUCUAGUAGGCAUAGCAGCUGCUUCUCAACCUGUUCCAGAGAUGCCCACUACCCUCCCAAAUAUUUCCCUCAAACACCUAGGAACUGAAAUACAAAACACAGUGUAUAACAUCUGUAGCAACAAGCAGUCCAGGGGAAAUGGCCGUGUUUCCCAGGGGGAUGAAUCCCAGAAGUUUGGGGAGAAUCAGAAUGAGGAACAACACCUACAAGUAGACCCAGGACUUGCUGGGAAAGAAACAGAGGAAUAUUCAAGAUCUACCCAGAAGUCAGGUCUGACAGCAAAUUUUAUUCAGAAAGCCAAAAAGCAGAACAGUAAUUUCCCUGUCUUUACUGAAGGCUUACGUGAAAAAAAUGCUCAGGAUAAAGUGGGGGCCCUUCAGCAGCAGGUUCUGAUGCUCACAGAGGAUUUAAAGUCUCAGAAGGAACUUGUGAAGAUUCUCCAUAAAGCUCUUGAAGCAGCCCAACAGGAAAAGCGGGCAUGCAGCACCUACCUCACUGCCGCCGAAGAUAAAGACCGUCUAGAGCUGGUUCGGCACAAGGUGAGACAAAUUGCUGAGCUCAGAAAACAUGUGGAAAGCCUCGAACAAGACAAGAAGGCCCUUGAGGAGACCCUGGGCUUGAGGGAGGAGCAUAUUAAGGAACUACAACAGCAUGUACAGCUAUUAAUGGAAAAGAACCAUGCCAAGCAGCAAGUUAUCUCCAAGCUCACAGAGAAAGUGACUAAGGAUUUCAUGGAGCCACCACAGGUAGCAGAUGGGCUUGACUCUGGGACCCUCCUAAAUCCUCAGGAAAAGGCUGAGUAUUUGAAGGAUGACAUAGAAGCCUACAGGACCCAGAACCGAUUCCUGAACUCUGAAAUCCACCAGGUCACAAAGAUCUGGAGAAAUGCUGCUGAGAAGGAGAAAGUCCUUUUGAUGAAAUGUGCCUAUCUCCAAGCAAAGAAUUGUCAAAUUGAAAGCAAAUACCUCACUGUGUUGCGAAAGCUACAAGACACGUUGCCCAGUGAGGAUAGUGAAUGUGGGGAGAUGUUAAAGAAACUGGUUCAUGAAGCUCUACAAUGGGAUGUAAAGGAGGGAGCAGCUGACUCCAUGAAAUUGAAUCCUAUCAGUGAAUAUGAUGACUACGGAUUCAUGACUGUCCCUGAUUAUGAAGUUGAGGACUUAAAACUUCUGGCAAAAAUCCAGGCUCUAGAGAUAAAAUCUAAUAAUCUCUUGAACCAUGAGGCAGUAGAGAAACCCCUUCGUGAGAAAUGGAAUAGUAUUGGGGAACUUAUGCCUUCUGCAGACCUGAAGCAUCUGAUCCGGAGUGGCAUCCCCGCUCAGCACCGCCAGCGGGUCUGGAAGUGGAUGAUAACUCUCCGAGUCAGACCCAUCCAAGCAGCCAACCAUUAUGACAUACUCCUCAAAAAGUGUGAAACCAUGGAGCACCCAGCCUUUCGGCAGAUUGAGUUAGACUUAAAUCGCACCUUAACUAACAACAAGCACUUUACAAGCCCCUCUUCUAAAUUUAUCUCCAAACUCCGAAGAGUACUACUAGCAUUCUCCUGGCAGAACCCUACAAUUGGCUAUUGUCAAGGGCUGAACAGAUUGGCAGCCAUUGCCCUCUUGAUUCUAGAGGAGGAAGAAAGCGCUUUCUGGUGCCUAGUUUGUAUUGUUGAGACCAUAAUGCCAGCAGAUUACUACAGCAAAACUUUAAUAGCAUCUCAGGUAGAUCAAAGGGUUCUCCAAGAUUUUUUAUCAGAGAAGCUUCCCAGGUUGAUGGCCCACUUAGAGCAACACAAAAUCGACCUGUCACUGAUCACCUUCAACUGGUUCCUCGUGAUUUUUGUGGACAGCCUUAUCAGCGAUAUACUGCUCAGAAUCUGGGAUGCCUUCCUGUAUGAAGGAAUUAAGGUGAUAUUCCGAUACGCCCUUGCUAUAUUUAAGUACAAUGAAGAAGCAAUACUAAGGAUUCAUGACAGUCUUGAGAUCUACCAAUAUCUUCGAUUCUUCACCAAAACAAUAUGUAAUGGCCGUAAACUGAUGAAUAUUGCCUUCAAUGACAUGAACCCCUUUCCCAUGAAGCAACUCAGAAAUCGGCGGGCAGUGCACAGGGAAAAGCUUGAGACUGAGCUGAGGGAGCUGGAGCACAUCAAAGCAGAAUUCCUGAAAGAGAGAGCCAUGCAAGGAAGCAAGUCACUGGAAGGUUCCGUGAGUGAGGAUGAGGAAGAGACUUAACGAGGAGCUCCUUGAUUCACUCGUCUUCUGGCUGGGCAAUUUGGUGUGUCAUUAGGUUGUUUGGGGUUUUUUCUUUCUCAAAGCUCUUUAUGAUUUUCUAACCAAAAAUGCAUCUAAAAAAGGAGUCAAUAGCAGCAGGAGAGUGAUAAGGAUGAGGCCCUUUGAAUUCAGGGGAUUGCUGGAAACGUUUUCUCCCAGCCAUGUUGCCCAGCCCCCUGUUUGCUGCACCCCUCUUUUCGGCCUCAGGAUCACUCCACUUCACUCUCUCUACUUUCCAGACAGUGCUUUGGGCACCGUGAUCAAAGUCAAAUGGGAGUUCUUAGGAUCAUCAGUUUGGAGCUGGAAGGGACUUUAGUGAUGGCAUCUGGCCCCUUUUCAAAAAGAGGUUAGUUAACUUGCCCAGCGUCAACGCAAGGAGUGACCAGCAAAUUUGAUAUUUGACUCCAGAUCUCAUGGUUUUUUCCAUUGAAUUCAGAUCCAACACUGACACUUGUGUGUGUCCCUGAGUAAGUCACUUAGCCUCUCUCAGCUUCAGUUUCCUCUUCUAUAAAAAAGAGGGUGAUAAUAGUGAUAGCUUCUACCUCCCAGGGUUCACAUGAGGAUCCAAUGAGAUAACAGCACUUUGCAAAGCCUUAAAGUGCUAUAUAAAUAAAUACUAACUAUUAUUGUUGUACCUUGGAAUUGGUGUUGUUGUAAACUGGUAGACCUGCUUUCAUCAUCCAAUUGAGCCUGUUCUUGGCCUCAUCUCACUAUGUUUACUCAAAACUCAGAGCAGAGACCACAGGAAAUACCACCUAUUGAAGCCUAGUCCAUAACCAUACUCGCUGUUCCAUGCCUACUUCUGAGGACUUGGGGGUGAAGUGGGCCUCACGGAACACUGUGUGUUCUAUGACAGGGAAAGCAAUUCCAUGUCUUCCCACUCCUGCUUCAGCCCCAAAGUUAUGUUUAAUGUCACAUGAAAGGAUUUUGUACAUUUAUUUCUAUGCAAAGCUAGUCAGGUAACCUACAUUUUAUAUCUAAUGUGAUAUGCCUGUUUUGAUUGUUGAAGCACUUCAAUUGAUGAUUUAAUAAUCGUUUGCCUACUUAAAAACUGACCUCUUUGGAGAGGAGAAAGAUGAGCAAAUUUAUGAUACAUGUUUAAUAAUGUCACAUGUUUAAUAGAGAAGCACACCUAAUACACACAGCUCACCAAAAUGAUUCUUUGGGGGGGGGGCAAUAAGGGUUAAGUGAGCUACUAAGUGUCAAGUGUCUGAGGCUGGAUUUGAACUCAGGUCCUCCUGAAUCCAGGGCCGGUGCUCUAUCCACUGUACCACCUAGCUGCCCUAGAAUGAUUCUAAAUGAUAAAUUUAACUUCAGUUUUCUUUUUCCUCUGCCCAGGAAAGGUCACUGUGAAACUGUUGGCUAGGAUACGUUUUCUGCUCCCUUCAAGUUGUAUCAAAAUCAUUGAUUAAUACUAAUGAUCUAUAUUCAGAAUCUUGUGGCUCAGAUCUCUCAAUCUAGUUCAUACUGAUCCUCCUAACCUUGUAUCCUCCAUAAGACAUUGUUACAGUCCAUUCUAGCCAUGAAGCUAAGCCAUUGGCCAGGUGAGGCAGGUAAACAGUCUCCUUUGUUAAGUAUUUUCUUGGAUUGGAAGGCAGAUGAAUGCUUGCCUGAGUGUCUCUGAGUGUCUUCUGUUGCUUGGGAGCUUCCAGGUGGGUUUAAGCUUUUCAAAUAAUGAUUCAUUAGGAGGCCCCUCCUCUCUUAAGUCUUCACUCGCCUGUUGCUCUCAUUAUACUUGAGAGCAUCAUAGGACUUUGGGUGCCCUCUUUAGGAGGAGUCAUGCAUGGCAGACACUGAUCACACUGACUCAAUCAGUAGAGACCCACACACACACACACACACACACACCCUUAACCUUGUGGGCAGCAUACUAAGUGGAAAAGUUCACUUCACCUCUCAGCCUCAGUUUCUGUUCAAUGGUCUUUUCAGUCUGGUAAAUGGUAUUAAUAAUGCUAUCCUGCCUACCUCACAGGGUUGUUGUGAGGAAAGAUGAAAUGAUGGGUGCUCACCAUAACUAGAAUGUUUGCUAUGCAGCCAAGGGCCUGGCCAGUUCAAAAAUGGUUUUGCUGAUAUUUUGCCCUCCCUAACAUGUCUAUCACCCAAAAAAGAUCAGAGAAACUCAUCCUGACUUUAUCUCCCUAGAAGAGGGCUUGUGUUCCCUAACUACUUGUUGAACUGACCCUGCCUAUAGAUUCUCAUAGAAUCAUUGGUAAAUUUGCCUCUGGAAUUCCCAAUGCACUUUGCGAUAGUUGGCUGAAAAGCUCAGUUACAGCACUAAGUACCCAGGAUGUGAUGUAACCAUUGGAACGUCUCACAAAGCUGGCAGGAACUUUAUGAGGUGGCUAUAGAAAUUUUUUUUCAAUAAAUCAUUUCAACAUAUAAAUCAAUACACAUAGUCUGGAGACUUCUGAUAUCCCUUUUUCUGCAAAACAGACUUAAAGAGAGAUAGCAAGGGGCAGCUAGGUGGUGCAGUGGAUAGAGCACCAGCCCUGGAGUCAGGAGGACCUGCGUUCACAUCUGGCCUUAGACACUUAACACUUACUAGCUGUGACCCUGGGCAAGCCACUUAACCCCAAUUGCCUCACAAAAAAAAGAGAGAGAGAGAGAGAGAGAGCAAAUCAACCAUUUGUUGCCAAAAACUAGAAUGCUUUUCCCAGAAUUUAGAAGCAACUUCCAGUAUAUAAAAAAAAAAAGCUAUGCAAUGUGACCUUCUAUAUACUAUAAAAUUAUAGGCCUGAAAAGGUCUUGUAAAGGUUCUCUUAUUCUUCUAUCCAUAGAUAAGACUGCACAGAAAUUAUCCUAGAUAGAAUAGCAUCAAUUCUUUCUAAAAAAUUUAAAAGAUAGUUUACUCUGGCUUAAAACAGUACUCAUAUAAUAAUGAUAAUUUAUUGAUCAAUCACUUAAGUGUUUAUGCAGCAUUAUGCCUUAUGUGCCUUAUUUCAUAUUUGUAUCUUCACCAGCACCUAUAAGAGUCCCCUCCACAUAGUAGGAACAUCAUAAUUAUUUGUUGAAGCUGAAGUUAUAGUUCCUCCCUUCCAAAUGAACUCCAAAGAGAGCUCAUGUUCUAGCUGAGGUGUGUCAUAGGCUUACAAACACACAAUAACCGUGUAAUAGCUAAGUACAAAUGAAAAACAAGAUAUAUACAUUUAUUACUUUUUCAAAAGAUCUAUAAUUUUAUCAUUAUGGGUACUCUCUACAUUAACAUGGAUAGCAACCUCUCCUUCCACAUUGAGUUUCUACUACCAAAAAAAGGCAUCACUUGGUGGCCAACUUUUUGGGGAUGUCUCUCUGCACACGGUGAGCCUUGGACAUUAAGCCAUCACCAAUGCCAUUCAUACUUAAGAUUUUUCUAGCUUUGUGGGAGCUGCCAAGAUAUGCCUAGUGGUGGAGAAUACCUUUUUCAUGAGCUAUAUUUUUGUAGUUAGCAGACUUAAAGAAAACUCAUUGACAACAUGUUAUUUGUUUUUAAAACUGAUUUGCUCUUUACACCAAAUGUUUACAUUACACAUUAGAGUUUGAAAGGUGGGAGUACAGUAUUUAUAUUACAGAAUAAAUAAAAUAUAGCAAUUGUUUUCA